AUGGCGCAAGAACGCUCCGGAAUCUCGGUGGGCCUGAACAAGGGUCACAAAACCACCCCCCUCAACACCCCCAAGACCCGCGUCAGCCGCACCAAGGGCCAGUCGUCUCGCCGCACUGCCUUUGUCCGUGAGGUUGCCCGCGAGGUUGUCGGUCUUGCCCCUUAUGAGCGCCGCAUCAUCGAACUCCUGAGAAACACUCAGGACAAGCGCGCCCGUAAGCUCGCGAAGAAGAGACUCGGUACUUUCGGCCGCGGUAAGGCCAAGGUCGAGGACAUGCAGCGCGUCAUCGCCGAGGCCCGCCGUGUCGGUGGCCACUAA
Aspergillus campestris IBT 28561 is the source of this 318-nucleotide messenger RNA. Its product is annotated as 60S ribosomal protein eL36. The transcript has 3 exons. Gene Ontology annotation, cellular component: ribosome; cytosolic large ribosomal subunit. Gene Ontology annotation, molecular function: structural constituent of ribosome. NCBI's taxonomy places the organism in Eukaryota, Fungi, Ascomycota, Eurotiomycetes, Eurotiales, Aspergillaceae. Gene Ontology annotation, biological process: cytoplasmic translation. The record is from RefSeq and is a predicted model, not a curated record. Bases 1 to 318 code for a protein of 105 amino acids.